UUUAUAUUCCUAUCCAGCGAUGUAAGCUUAGUUCCCCAGAUGUGGAUGAGACGCGACUGGAGAAUACGAGACAGAGUAGAGCAGACAUGAACACAGCAAUAGCACAUCCUGAUUUCUUAAGCAUUAAUAGCUUCUGUUCUUCCAUUUCCAAUACCAAAACAAGUCCAUUAAGCUUCAUCUCCCAUAAAACGUUAUCCAAAACCCAAAUUAGCCACUCUUUAAAAUCACCACAAUUUCGCUUGAACCAUGUCUUCUCAUCAUUGGACAGUGCCCAUUUCAUCGUGGAGGAUGAUCUUCAAGCAUUCUUGAACAUUCUUCCAUCUGAUUUGCGUCACGUUCUUCUAAAUGAUCCCAAAAGAUCUCAGCUCUUGGAGGUUAUAUUGGACUUGGGCCGCUUGCCAGAGGCACGUUAUCUUGGUGAAUUUGGUGGACAGUAUUUAAGGAGCACUGAGGUGUCAAUGGAAGAAUUAGAGUAUGCACAAAAUGCUAUUGGAGAAUUUGGAGAUGAUAAUAGGGCUGGCAUUGAGGGGACCUUGCACAGGAUAUCUGCAAUUCGUAGUAGGAAGGGGGUGAUAGUUGGUUUGACUUGCCGAGUUGGUAGGGCUGUUGGUGGUCAUGUUGACAUGGUUCAUGAUCUGCUUCAUUAUGGAAAGAGCAUACUGUUUGUUGGAAGGCCUGGGGUUGGCAAGACUACUGUCAUGCGAGAGAUUGCACGUGUUUUGUCUGAUGAAUUUGGCAAAAGAGUGGUGAUUGUUGAUACUAGCAAUGAAAUUGGAGGGGAUGGGAAUAUUCCACAUUCAGCAGUAGGAGCUGCAAGGAGAAUGCAGGUUCCAGAACCACCUCUGCAGCACAAGGUCAUGAUUGAGGCAGUGGAAAAUCACAUGCCUGAAGUUAUCAUUGUUGAUGAGAUAGGCACAGAAGCUGAAGCUCUUGCUUGCCGCUCAAUUGCUGAAAGAGGCAUUAUGCUUAUUGGUACUGCUCAUGGAGAGCGGCUUGAAAAUAUCAUUAAGAAUCCGACUCUUUGUAACCUGAUUGGAGGAAUAGAAACUGUUACCUUAGGAGAUGAGGAAGCCCGAGCUAGGCGGAGUAAGAAAAGCAUUCUUGAAAGAAAAGGUCCUCCAACAUUUUGUUUCCUGAUUGAGAUGAGAGAGAGACAUUAUUGGGUUGCACAUCGGACAGAGAAGAGUGUAGACACGUUGCUCCGUGGAGAAAACCCAUUAGUUGAGGUGAGGAAAAGGGAUAAUCAGUUGAGGGUUGUAAUAGAGAGAUGGAAAACAUAUGAUGGAAGUGGCAUAUAGCCCUUUCUUCUUCUUCUUCUUCUUCUUCUUCUUCUUUUUAGGCUUUCCAUUUGCAUGAAGCUGAUGUUUUGCUCUUUCUCCUCACAAUAUUAUUAGCACUUGCUAUUGUAAUGGGUUUUCAUGUUUAACAGCUUACCAUUUUGUAUGAUAUAAAUUCAGGAAGGUAGUGAUUACAUUCCCUCCCACAAGGCAAAUGUGGGACUCGGGAUCAUUUUUAUCACAGAAAGUAAUUUAUAUAUCAGAAAAUAUUUUUUAAGAAAA
This is a messenger RNA of Manihot esculenta (cassava), 1559 nucleotides long. RefSeq lists its product as uncharacterized. Lineage: Eukaryota; Viridiplantae; Streptophyta; Magnoliopsida; Malpighiales; Euphorbiaceae. Gene Ontology annotation, molecular function: ATP hydrolysis activity. The record is from RefSeq and is a predicted model, not a curated record. Bases 87 to 1298 code for a protein of 403 amino acids. The transcript is spliced from 9 exons.